Symbiodinium sp. CCMP2592 is the source of this 3255-nucleotide messenger RNA. The record is from the annotation of a GenBank genome assembly. NCBI's taxonomy places the organism in Eukaryota, Dinophyceae, Suessiales, Symbiodiniaceae.
AUGGUGCGAGACUCAGUGCAAGAAGCACAGAACAGGCGCUGGAUGGACAGCGGGUUCUUUCACUCGGAGGAAGAAGAGUUGUCGCCGUUGUCGCCGUCGUAUGAGCAUGAAGAGAAGUUGAGAGACUGCCAGCGCCAGCCGGCUGCCAGCCCGAAAACGUCAGGGCAGCACGAGCCAGAGGACAACGGCACGACCGCCGAGCAGCCGCAACCGCUGGAGUCACAAGUGGACGGGAGAGUGAACGCAGCAACAGAGCUGGAGUCAAUGGCGGAGCCACUCAGGAAGGAGGAGCAGCCGGAGCACAAUGACAGCCAGGCGGAGCCACUCAGGAAGGAGGAGCAGCCGGAGCACAAUGACAGCCACAGCAAUUUGCAGCAGCAGCCGGCUGUCAGCCCGACAACACCAAGGCAGCCGGAGGCCCAACUGGACGGAGCAAAGAAAACAGUAACAGAGCAGCCGCAGUUGGAGUCAGAGGUACAGCCAGUCAGGAGCCAGGCACGCGUGGUUUCGGACUACCUAUCUGAUGCCUACUGGAGUUCCCAUUUGUCACCUAUCAAACCCCGGCCAACUGACAAUGAUGGCAGGAGCCCUCCGCCAACCGUAGUAAAAGAAAGCAAGGAGCAAGAACAGCGGCCACCGGAGCCGCAGCCCCAGUCAGAGCCAGGGUUACUGGGAAAGGAGGAAACAAAGACCAAGCAGUCGGAAGCCAGCAGUCUGCAGCAGCAGCCGGCUGUCAGCCCGACAACACCGGGGCAGUGCGAGCAAGAGGAGUGCAGACAGCAGCAACCGCCGGAGUCACAACUUGACGUAACCUUAGACGAAGCUGCAGGCAAAGAGCAACCUCCGCAGCCGCAAACAGAGCUUCAGUCAGAGCUGUUCAGCAAACAGGAGGAAAGAAGGCAGCACGAACAAGCGCCAGAGAAGGAAGGCAACAAAAGCGCAACAGCCACCACCGCCGCAGUGCUUUCCGCUGACAGCGAGCAACCCACGGAGCCUUUAGUACUGGGGAAGGAGGAAACAAAGCAGUUGGAAGCCAGCAAUGACUCCAGUCUGCAGCAGCAGCCGGCUGUCAGCCCGACAACACCGCGGCAGUGCGAGCAGGAGGAGAACACUGCAACAGUACACGAAGACUCAGGCAAAGAGCAAAACCGCCAACCGCAAGCGCCAGAGUUGGAAAGCAGCAAAAACACAACAGCCAACGGUGCCGCAGAGUCUUCGGCUGCCAGCCAGAAGCCUGCGGAGCCUUUGCUCACACCAGACUCGCUCGCUUUGGUUCAGAAGGUGCAAGCGAACAGGGACCAGCAGUCCGACGAGUCCUUCGAAGCACUUCUGCAGGCUUGCAAGCAGCACGAACUGUUUGCUGCGUUCGAGGCAGACUUCCUCGAACACUGGGAUUCAGAUGAGCCAUGGAUCUUUCAAGAGUCGGAAGAUCUUGAAUUGUUUUUCGAUUUCGUGCAAAGGAAGGCGAACUUAGACUUGCACCGUUUCGCCCGGGAAGCUUCGGACUCAGAGAGCUCGCAAGAGGACGUGUCCAAGACUAAGACUCAGACUCCGGCUGACAGCCAAGACAGAGCGCGCGCUGCUGACACUGCCACCCAGGCUGAUUGUUUUCCAAAAUCUUUCGGCUGGCAGCCACAGGACAGCGACAGCGACAGCGACAGUGUGUCGGGAAUGCUGGAAAUGGUAGCCCGAGCCAAAGACAAUGACGGGCAUGAGUCUGAGCCACGUAAUCAAGCAGCAAAGGAUCUUGGACCAGAGCGGCUGGUCCUUCAAGAGCCGGCGUUGUUUGCGCAAACCGAAGUGUGGAAGUUUUUGCAGCUUGCUUGGGGCAAAUUGUCCCAGCAGCAGCGACAAGACUGCCUGCUCAAUCUGACCAAACACACCCACUUCCGUGGCGAGGCAGGUGACACCUGGCGGCCAAGCGGGCCUUCCAUCGGGACGAUGUGCUCUGGCAGUGGAAUGGCAGAACUUGUGCACAGAGUUUUGACCGAGGCGUUGCAGACAAGAGAAGUGCUUGUGCACAGUUGCGAAAAAGAAAAGUACAAGAAAGGCCACCUGCUGCAGUACGUCGCUCCGAUCAUGGAGCAAGGCAACCCGGAUCCGGCUGUCAGCCAGAGGCACGGUUGCGUUUUCACAGAGUUUGCCUCAUUGGCAGGAACGUCAGCUUACUGCGAUCGCCACCAACGCACAUGCCGCAUCCAGCCAUCGCCGCUGCUUGUUGUUGUUGGAUACUCUUGCAAGCAACUUAGCAAAAUGAACAACGCCAGCAACGUCGGAGUGUUGAGAUCGCAGACAGGCUCCAGUGGGGAAACAUGCUUCGCACUCAUGAAGUAUUUGCGGCAGCACCGGCCCGUUGCUGCGCUGCUUGAAAAUGUGGAGGAGAUGUCCAGAGAAAGCCAGGAGUCAGACAACGUUGCUUUCUUUUUGGAGCAGCUGGAGGCUUUGGAGUACAGUUUGGCCACAAAGCUUCUCGAAGCGUCGCACUUUGGGUUGCCGCAGGCUCGCAAACGUGCCUGGCAGGUUCUCCUGAACAGGUCCGUGUUUGACUGCUCUACGGAAACCCUUGACUCCAUCGCACAGGCGAUCCUGAACACUGCUUCGUCUCUCGGCUGUCAGCCACGUCCGGCAGUGGAUUUCCUGCUUCCUGAUAACGAUCGCUACGUAGAGGAGGCUUGGCGGCAGAGGCAUCGCGAUUUCUUUGCGACCAAGAACAUCGCUUGGACAGAAAUUAAGCUGCCUGAGGUUGUGCAGAGCAGUCCCUGGGCCUGCCUACUCACAGAACGGGAAAAGGAGGUUCUGGCCUACAGUUUGAUGAAGCACUUUGCAGACGUCAAGGCCUCUGGGACGCCUUCCGCUGACAGCGAGGGCCGCCAGUUUGUUGCAGUAGACCUUUCGCAGAGGCUUGACCGAGCCCGAGUCACCAGUUCCCCCGACUUGUUUUUCACGAUGCUGCCAACCCAGAAAAUCUGGAUUUUGGCACGCAGCAAAGAGGGCCUGGUGCUUCACAACCGACUUCUGACGGGCAAGGAAUCCUUGAGGUUGCAAGGAUUUCCAGAAGUCUCGGAGCUGCAGGUGACUGACCACCAGCAGCAAGACCUUGGUGGCAACGCCUUCGCCAGCACAAUUUUGAUGGCAUUGCUUCUGUCGCUAUAUUCCCACCUUCCGCAAUACAUGUGGACCGACAAAGAGCAAGAAGAAACGGCUGCAGCUGAUGAUGUGGAGCGGUUGCUUUGUGAUAUAGACGACCUGGACUAG